This is a messenger RNA of Cavia porcellus (domestic guinea pig), 480 nucleotides long. RefSeq names its product histone H2A type 1-H. Gene Ontology annotation, biological process: heterochromatin formation. The coding region runs from base 51 to 437 and encodes 128 amino acids. Lineage: Eukaryota; Metazoa; Chordata; Mammalia; Rodentia; Caviidae. The record is from RefSeq and is a predicted model, not a curated record. Gene Ontology annotation, cellular component: nucleosome; chromatin. Gene Ontology annotation, molecular function: protein heterodimerization activity; DNA binding; structural constituent of chromatin. The transcript has a single exon.
GGCGCAUCCGUUUACAUAGCAGCUUGGGGGUGUAACUGCUGUUUCCGGUCAUGUCGGGACGCGGUAAGCAGGGUGGCAAGGCUCGCGCCAAGGCCAAGACGCGGUCUUCCCGUGCUGGGCUGCAGUUCCCGGUGGGACGCGUGCACCGCCUGCUCCGCAAGGGCAACUAUGCCGAGCGCGUGGGCGCCGGCGCCCCUGUUUACCUGGCGGCCGUGCUGGAGUACCUGACGGCCGAGAUUCUGGAGCUGGCGGGCAACGCGGCGCGCGACAACAAGAAGACCCGCAUCAUCCCACGCCACCUGCAGCUGGCCAUCCGCAACGACGAGGAGCUCAACAAGCUGCUGGGCAAGGUCACCAUCGCUCAGGGCGGCGUGCUGCCCAACAUCCAGGCCGUGCUGCUGCCCAAGAAGACCGAGAGCCACCACAAGGCCAAAUAAGGAGUGAUGUUGGGAAUAAAAAGGCUCUUUUCAGAGCCACUUA